GUUGAGCGUGGGGGCGGUCGCUUUUGUGCAUGCUCGGACAGUGUGCGAGAUGGUGGUAUUCCGGGUAUUUGAUUUGUUUAGCUUUAAGUCUUUCUGCUAGUUUAGAGCAAAGUUCCUAGCAGCCUCCAAGAAAGGAUACAAGAUUACAGUUCCAAAAGCGCUGACCUGAGGGAGAGACGAGCUUUGGUCCCCGAGAAUCCACAGUCUGAAGCAGAGAGCUUCCUUAUCCCGAAGGAGCCUUCUAAACGGAGCCAUAGCCAGGACCCUGUUCCUGGGCUGGGAAACCGCUUCUAAAGAAGAUGACUCAAGACCAGCCUUUGCUAGCUGUGCAGGAGGCACUGAAGAAGUGCUUUCCGGUGGUGGAGGAACAGCAGGUCCUGUGGCAGAGCGCUCUGCAGGACUGCCAGCCCCUCCUGACCUCUCUCAGCAACCUGGCAGAGCAGCUGCAGGCUGCACAGAACCUGCGAUUUGAGGAUGUGCCAGCACUUGGAGACUUUCCUGACUUACAGGAGCGGCUGAGACGCAAGCAGCUGGAGGCUGGCGACACUGUCCUGGACAAGCUGGAGGAGAAGCUCAUUCUUUCCCACAGAGAUACCCUUCUCAAGGUGCGGGACACGGUCAGCAGCCACGUGGAACGAGUGUUUCAGACCUACGAGCAGCAUGCAGACGCAAUCGGCGUCGAUGCCGUCCUUCAGCCCUCAGUGGUGAGCCCUUCUGUGGCAGACAUGUUGGAAUGGCUGCAAGACAUUGAGAGACACUACCGAAGCUCGUACCUUAAGAGAAGAUACCUCCUUUCCUCCAUCCAGUGGGGAGACUUGGCAGGCAUCCAAGCACUGCCCACAGCCUGGAACCGAAUUUCAGAGGAGGAGCGCCAAGACCUUGUACAGGAUACCCUAUUGAAUGUAUCUUUCUUCCUGGAGGAUAAGGAUGCUGUGCCUGAGGGCCACUGUUGAAGACCAGCGUUGCUGCACUCUGGUACUCCCGAAGGAAUGUCAGCACAGCAACCUGGCAUGCUUGAAAUGUCAGUUCCUAGAACCUAAGGGCUGGGUCCUGCGAGUACUGGUGGUACAUGUCUCUGGGGCUCCUCCAUGCCAGGGAAUGGGCAGGGUACAGAAGUCACUGGUUAUGUUUCCUGAGAGUAAAG
This is a messenger RNA of Cavia porcellus (domestic guinea pig), 1144 nucleotides long. RefSeq names its product AFG2 interacting ribosome maturation factor (gene Airim). The coding region runs from base 300 to 953 and encodes 217 amino acids. NCBI's taxonomy places the organism in Eukaryota, Metazoa, Chordata, Mammalia, Rodentia, Caviidae. The record is from RefSeq and is a predicted model, not a curated record. The transcript is spliced from 5 exons. Gene Ontology annotation, cellular component: cytoplasm; nucleus.